GCAGCAUGGCGAUACAGCGACUGCAAAGGCAGCUGGGCGCACGACGAGGUGAGCUUCAGGGACAUGGCAGGCGGUGAUUCUCCUGUAGAGGGGAAUUCCAAGGUGGAGGGGCAGGGGCAGUCAAAGGGGCACGCCCACCUUGCAAGCUCCGAGGUUUGCCAGACACCUCCAGCUCUGCGACUCCACAACCCGCUCUGCCGGCCUUUCUCCAGAAAUUGUCUCUCCCCACCCACCGCUGACCAGUGACCAACCCUUCUCCGGCCCCCUGUUAUUCUGUGUGGACACGCGGUAGCACGUGUCGACCGACGAGCUCGGCGCCGGAUGCAUGUCUGGCGGCGUCACACAAUUGAAGCAUGAGGGCUCGCACCGGCAGACCAUCAUCGCCGGCGCCAUCGCUGGACUCGUGUCGCGCUUCGUGAUCGCGCCGCUCGACGUCAUCAAGAUCCGCCUCCAGCUUCAAGUCCACUCCCUCUCCGACCCCCUGAGCGUGCACGGCAUCAAGGGCCCCAUCUAUCGAGGAACUCUGGGUACCUUCAAGGACAUCGUGCGAGAUGAGGGUAUCAGAGCAUUGUGGAAGGGCAAUGUGCCUGCCGAGGCCAUGUACCUUGCCUAUGGGAGCGUCCAGUUCUCAGCAUACAAGCAUGCCUCGCAGUUCCUCAGCCGCAUAACGCAACCCUACCAGUUCCCGGAUGCUGCCAAUUCCUUCAUCAGCGGCGCCAUAGGCGGUGCCUGUGCAACGACGGCGACCUACCCUCUCGACCUCCUGCGCACGCGUUUCGCCGCCCAGGGACCCGAGGCCGUCUACAGCUCCCUGCGGGCGUCAAUCCGGCAAAUAGCAAAGGAAGAGGGUCCUACGGGUUUUUUCCGUGGCCUGGGAGCCGGAGUGGCCGGCAUCGUGCCGUACAUGGGCCUCUUCUUCACCAGCUACGAGGGCCUGAAGCCCGUCCUCGCCACCUCCUCCAUCCCCAUGCCAUUCGGGACCUCGGACGCCGUGGCCGGGGUCAUCGCGAGCGUGCUGGCCAAGACGGCAGUCUAUCCCCUCGAUACGACGCGCAAGCGCCUGCAGGUCCAAGGCCCGAUGCGCCAACGGUAUAUCCACCGGAAUAUCCCCAUCUACAAGGGAGUGCUGAGCACGCUGGUGCGCAUCUGGAAGCGCGAGGGUCGGAGGGGGUUGUAUCGCGGCUUGCCCGUCAGUCUGCUCAAGGCAGCGCCGGCGAGCGCCGUCACCAUGUGGGUGUACGAGCGAGCCAUGGCUGCCAUGUUGGCCAUGGAGGAGAUUCUGGAGUAGGGGUGCGGCAUGUACUAUUGAAUGUACCAUCUGUAUGCAUCAUUACAUGGGCGUAGACCGGUCAUCAAGGGUUGUUUUCCUGAAUUUAAGGUUUCUGCAAUGAAAUUGCUUCUUAUGGACAUUUUCUUGAUAUUUAGAAGUUGGCUACAAUACGUCGGGUCCUGGCAAGGCGGCCAAUCGGAG
This is a messenger RNA of Westerdykella ornata, 1471 nucleotides long. Its product is annotated as mitochondrial carrier. Gene Ontology annotation, biological process: thiamine pyrophosphate transmembrane transport. The transcript is spliced from 3 exons. Lineage: Eukaryota; Fungi; Ascomycota; Dothideomycetes; Pleosporales; Sporormiaceae. Gene Ontology annotation, cellular component: mitochondrial inner membrane. The record is from RefSeq and is a predicted model, not a curated record. The coding region runs from base 326 to 1288 and encodes 320 amino acids. Gene Ontology annotation, molecular function: thiamine transmembrane transporter activity.